This is a messenger RNA of Ochotona princeps (American pika), 2134 nucleotides long. RefSeq names its product carbonic anhydrase 14 (gene CA14). The record is from RefSeq and is a predicted model, not a curated record. Lineage: Eukaryota; Metazoa; Chordata; Mammalia; Lagomorpha; Ochotonidae. Gene Ontology annotation, molecular function: carbonate dehydratase activity; zinc ion binding. Gene Ontology annotation, cellular component: plasma membrane. The transcript is spliced from 11 exons. The coding region runs from base 353 to 1771 and encodes 472 amino acids.
GUUUAGUGCUUGACUUCCUGCCCUCACCUGCACCCCGAGUCCCCAGCUUCUGGCUCUCCAGCCUGCAUUCCCUUCCCACUCCUGGGCAGCUCAGGUUCAGCAAUGCUUGGAUCCAGCCUUCCCCUACCCUCUGUGCCUUACCUCCCAGGGCAGAGGAAAUGAGGACACAGUGUCCUUUGGAGGGGGCUGGAUUGGGCCCCUGCUUGGCUCCCCGCUUGCUCCCCGGGACCCCUGAGUGAGCAGCCUCCACGUGAAUAGCAGAGGAAGGAAGAGCUCACCCCAGCUGGGCUCCUGACCUAGGGCUCCAGUACUCCCAGUGAGGAGGGAGCAGGAGUGAGCCGGGCCAUCGUGCAUGCCUAAUCGGCUAUUUAAGGAGCUGUUCCCCAGCAGCCCGGUCACCGCCCCCCCCCACAUACACCCGUCCAGAGCCACCUUAAAAGCGGAGGCAAUUGUGAAGUUGCUGGCCAGCAAGUGGAGUGGAGGCUGCAGAGGAAGAUUAAGAGGGCAGCGAGGCAGCCAGAGAUUUGUCCUGGAACUCAGAAACUCAUGGGACCCUACUAAAAACCAAAUUCCCUGGAAGCGCACGGGACAGCAAGCUGAAAACAGAUCAAUAGACAACUCCAGGAACUUGCCCGCUCACUCACUCGCUCGCUCGCGCUCCCUCUUUCUCCCACCUUUUUGUUUUCCUCUCCCACCCCCUGCCUGUCCCAGCCCUCUACUCCCCAACUCCGCCACCCUGAGCCCUUCCCGGGAUACCAUGCUCUUCGCCCUCCUUUUAGAGGUGAUUUGGAUCCUGGCUGCAGAUGGGGGUCAACACUGGACGUAUGAGGGCCCACACGGUCAGGAACACUGGCCAGCCUCUUACCCUGAGUGCGGGAACGAUGCCCAGUCCCCCAUCGACAUCCGGACAGACAGUGUGACAGUUGCCCCCGAGUUACCCAUUCUGCAGCCCCAUGGCUAUGAACAGCCUGGCACUGAGCCUUUGGACCUGCACAAUAACGGUCACACAGUGCAACUCUCUCUGCCCCCGACCCUGUAUCUGAGUGGACUCCCUCGGAAAUACGUGGCUGCCCAGCUCCACCUGCACUGGGGUCGUCAAGGGUCACCUGGAGGCUCAGAGCAUCAGAUCAACAGCGAGGCUGCCGCUGCCGAGCUGCACGUUGUACACUAUGAUUCCGAUUCCUACGAGAGUUUGAGUGAAGCAGCCCAGAGGCCUCAGGGCCUGGCUGUGCUGGGCAUCCUGAUUGAGGCAGGUGACACAGAAAACCCCGCCUAUGAGCACAUUCUGCAGCAUUUGCAUGAAAUAAGACAUAAAGAUGAGAAGACCUCAGUGCCCCCCUUCAAUGUGGGAGGGCUGUUCCCGCCACAGCUGGAGCACUUCUUCCGGUACAAUGGCUCACUCACAACGCCCCCUUGCUACCAGAGUGUGCUCUGGACAGUCUUCAGCCGCAGGGCCCAGAUCUCAGUGGAGCAGCUGGAGAGGUUGCAGACAACACUGUUCUCUACAGAGGAAGAGGAGCCCUCCGAGCUCCUGGCUGAGAAUUUCCGCAUCCCCCAACCCCUCAAUCAGCGAGGGGUCUUGGCAUCUUUUAACCCAGCCGGAUCCCUAUACAGCACAGGAGAAAUGCUGAGUAUAGCAGUGGGAAUCCUGGUCGGCUGCCUCUGCCUUCUGCUGGCUCUUUAUUUCAUUGCUAGAAAAAUCAGGAAGAAGAGGCUGGGAAACAGGAAAAGUGUGGUCUUCACCUCGGCACGAACCACUGCUGAGGCAUAAACCCAGAUCGUGGACGGCUGCCACUCUCGCCAGUCAGGGAGCCUCGAAAAUGGGGCUGUACGGACAGGCCAGCAAAGGCUGUAAAGUAGUAGGUAGACGCCCUCCUUCUUCCAGACACUGCCUGACAGAUUGGGGUGAAACCAGGCUCUCCCCCAAAGUACAGGGGAGCCUUGGGUUUCUCACAGCAAGCAGGAGCCCAAGAGGUUCUCGUGUUGCUAAUGAGACUGGUUAGUUGUAGGGAAAGUUGGGGACGUGUCCCCAAAUGCCCACUCCUACACUUUUAUGUCCCUUUUCUUAGAUAUGUUGCAGGUUAUUCCUUUAGGAAAAAGGGUUGAUGUUGGGUUUUUGAAAAGGGUUGAUGUU